Oncorhynchus kisutch (coho salmon) is the source of this 2821-nucleotide messenger RNA. Its product is annotated as zinc finger protein OZF-like. Lineage: Eukaryota; Metazoa; Chordata; Actinopteri; Salmoniformes; Salmonidae. Bases 78 to 1415 code for a protein of 445 amino acids. Gene Ontology annotation, cellular component: nucleus; nucleoplasm. Gene Ontology annotation, biological process: regulation of cytokine production; regulation of immune system process; negative regulation of transcription by RNA polymerase II. The transcript has 2 exons. The record is from RefSeq and is a predicted model, not a curated record. Gene Ontology annotation, molecular function: RNA polymerase II cis-regulatory region sequence-specific DNA binding; DNA-binding transcription repressor activity, RNA polymerase II-specific.
UCCUGUUCCUUAAACACGGAUCCGUAGUGACAGCAAAAUAACAAUACAUUCUCUCAACUAUCCCUUUCCUCCCUAAAAUGUCUAAACUACAGCAGAUCAAUGUAUUUCUCAACGAAAAAUUAACAGCAGUUCCUUUGGAGAUAUCCGUGUUAGUAAAAAAAACGAUCGCAGAGCACCAGGAAGAAAUCUCCCGUUUGAAACGGGCGAAUGCACGUCUACGAAGACUGCUGGAUUUGGUUUUCAAACCAGAGAUAAAGUUGCAUAGAUUAGCAGACCUCCAGCUGCUCACUCUCACUGAAGAGGAGGUUAACCCUGAGCAGCAGCACUGUGAGCAGGAAUGGAGCGCCAAUCUGGGGCUGCAGGAGUCUGAUGCUGAAGAGUCUAUGUGGAACUCUAUCAAUAUAACUGUAGAGAACCGGACAAAAUCUGAUGGCGAGAGCUACAGCGAGUCCGAAUCAACCAGUGACUAUGAGCCCCCCUCUGACAGUGACAACAGUGAAAGUGAUCAUGUAAAUAUGGACAAUAGAAUACGAUUGUCAGGGUUAAAGCCUCUUAAAUCAAAGCGAGGAAGAGGACGGCCAAGGAAAGAAACUGGGGCGUUGCCUGAUUUAAAAUGUGAUGUGUGCAUAAAAUGUUUUGCGACAGCAAGUGGUCUGAGAAGGCAUCUGCGAAAUUGGCACAGUGAAGAGAGACCAAUAGGACUGCCAAGGAAAGAAACCAGUGAGUUGUCGGAUCUGAAAUGUAACGUUUGCGGAAAAUGCUUGGCGACGGCACGUAGUCUGAAAAGGCAUCUGCAACUCAGGCACAGCGAAGAGAGACCAUACAUGUGCGACACAUGUGGACAAUGUUUCGCCUUGAACCGCUAUCUGAUCCGGCACAUGAAGAUUCAUGCUGAUGAGAGACAACAUUGCUGCACCAAAUGUGGCAAACGUUUCUUUCACAAAGAAAGUCUGAAAAAUCAUAUGGUUAAUAUUCACGCAGGGCUGGUUUUUAAAUGUGAUUUGUGUGGAAAAUGCUUGUCAACAAAAGGUCGUCUGAAACUGCAUCGGCAAAAUCACACUGGGGAGAAAUCCCAUCCUUGCAAAGAAUGUGACAAAGCCUUCGACUGCGAGUCUGGCUUGAUAAAGCAUAUGAGGACUCACACUGGGGAGAAACCAUUUCAGUGUAAAGAAUGUGGCAAAUGUUUCGGCGAGAAGGGAAGCCUGACAAAGCAUAUGAUGACUCACACACAGGAGAAACCACAUCGCUGCAACGAAUGUGGCAGAUGCUUCAAUCUAAAGGGAAACCUGACCGUGCAUAUGAGGACACAUACGGGGGAGGGAGUUCAAUGCCAUUUGUGUGGAACUUAUUUGAAGUUAGCAUCAAGUCUGAAGAGACAUCUGCGAACUCACAGAAGAAGUAUUCACAAAGACUGAAUGUAGAGGAAGUAUCAAGAGGACAGCUCUCUGAUCACUGCUCUUGGGCACAGUCUGCCAUUUGGAAAUCUGUUCAAUGGUCAUUUUAAGAGAUGUUACACUUUCAAGUUCAAGUUUGUCAGAUGUCACGGAGCUAGGUCAGUCCGUGCCUGCGUUCUGACUUGUCAUAUUGAAACGGUUUAGGCCUAUUGGCUUAUGAAAUGAAUGUAUUAAAUGUUGUGAGGAGAAACGCAUGUUAGUUUGUUGUCAGAUGCCAACAUUCAAUUGGUUUUGGGCACGCCAAAUAUUUGCUUGAAGCUCUGCUAAUUUACUUUGUCUAGUCAUGCUUUUGCUUAUUCAUUUUACCAUUCAAAUGCACAUGUUUUGGUUAUGUUAAAGGUAGAAAUUGUUUGCAAACUUAACCUGGUAAGGGUAAUUUGAAAGGAGAAUAGUUUGUUCCGCUCUGUCAUGCUCCCAGCCUGGUCUCAUAGACUAGACGUAUUAUAGUAAACGUAACUCCUAAGCCAGCUAGCUAACAUUAGCUGCCUAGCUAAAGUUAGCCACACAAAAUUUGAAUUUGUAACGCAUAGAUUUUUGCAAAUUCAUAACAUAUUGUACAUUUUAGCAAAUUCUCAUAUUACACAAAAUGUAUGAUGGACAUCCACAAAUCAAUACAUACCAUGCGCAACGUAACAUACUAAAUGGAGUGUUGCGGAUUUACAUACAGAAUAUUACAAAAUGCUCAAAGACCAGGCUGAUGAUCCACUGCAUCUGGAGGUGUGUCCAACAGAGAAGCGCAACUUACCCUGUGUUACUGGGUUCUGUAAUGUGGUUGAAUCCCAGGGGGGGUGGAGAAAUGUUACACAAAUCUAUUAUAUGCUUUAUGCAAACACGGUUAUUGAAGUGUGUGUGUAUUUAUGAAUUGUCAAUGUGAUUACCUUCUUAUGGUUAUUGAUCAUUUCAUUUAUGUAUUUUGACCAUUAAUUGUGAUCGAUCAAAAGUGGUACAUUCCAAGGUGAGGCUUGAGGGACUUGUACUUAAACCUUGCCAUUUCAUUGUUGGCCAGACAGAGACAGGGCUAAGGUUCCAUGCUGGCCGUAGGGGACGCACUUUUCACGACACUUUGAUACAAAGUGAUUUUCGUAGCGGGUUAGGAGAGCAUUUUCUCUAACCCUAACUCUUUCCCUAACCUUAACCUCAAUCUCCUAACCUGCUGCGGAAAAGUCACGUCAGUGUCGUAAAAAGUUUUUUCCCGCUUGCAUAAACCAGGCAUGAUGGAGGCCUGGUUUAUUUUGAGCUCUCCACUUAUUUGAUUUGCCCCCAGUUUGUUUCCUCGGCUUGUUAUUUUCCGUUGUAUAUAUGUAAAGAGUGUACAGUUUGCCAACUACUCUACUUCACUGUAAAUAAACAUCCGCCCCUGGACAUUG